AUGUCCAACAUUGUUGUUAGCAACGAGACCAAGAGCCAGUCUGUCCGCACCACAAAGGAUGGCAGGCAGAUUCGCUACAAUCUGCAAGUAAUUCAGCAGCCUGAGCGCGCCCGUGCCUGUGGUAGCGGCGCAAAGUCGAGCGCUGACAGACGUCCCGUCGACCCGCCCCCGAUUGUUGAGUUGCGCGUCUUCGAGAAUGACCAGGAAAUCACCUUUGCCUACAAUGCAAACUUCUUCCUCCACGCCAGUCUGGAAAAUGCCCGUACCAUCGCUCCUGGACGCGCUCCCUCCACCGCCGGACCCAGCUUUCCAGUCCUGACAGGUACCCCGGUUGCUGGUAUGGCCUACCUCGACCGCCCAACGCCCGCUGGCUACUUCAUCUUCCCCGACUUGUCCGUUCGCCACGAGGGCAAGUACCGUCUGAGCUUUGCUCUUUUCGAGAACCUGGCAGAGGUCAAGGACCUCGAUCCCGAGGACCCCGACGUCAUCUACGAUGGCAACCACUUUGUUACCCACCGUUGCGAAGUCAAGUCGGCUCCUUUUACCGUCUUCUCCGCCAAGAAGUUUCCUGGAUUGUCCGAGAGCACUGCUCUGAGCCGCAUGGUUGCCGAGCAGGGCUGCCGUGUCCGUAUCCGUCGUGACGUCAGGAUGAGGCGCCGUGAGAACAAGUCGUCCAAGGAGUGGGAUGAGUACGACGAGGAAGGAGGAGGUUACGAUCGCGCCCGAGGCACUGCAACUCCCGACAACUAUGGCCAAGCUCCAAAUGCCCCUCUCGACGACCGUCCCCGCUCAUUGUCCAGCGCCAGCAACCCUGCGCUCGCGCCACCGCGCCGCCCGAGCAUCGAGGAAAUGGGCCACGGUUAUUCUGCUGGCAACGGCUACCAGCAGCAGAUGCCCCCGCCACAGACUCCCGCUUAUGGACAGAUGCCAUCAUACGGCUCCAACCAACCCCAGUAUUCACAGCAAUACCAAACCUCGCAGCCGGCCCCGAUGAUGCAACCUCCACAGCCCCCGCAGCAUCCGACACCGUACUCGCAGCACUCACAGCACAGCAGCUACAGCAGCCAGCACCAGGUACAGCCUCCGGUGCCAAUGAACCAGCAAUACGGAUACUCCAACUACCAGCAACAGCAGCAACAGUCGCAGCAGUCACAGUCGCAGUCUCAAUACGACCACGCUGCACCUUCGAGACAAGAGCAGAUGUCUUCCGACUAUGCGCACCCAUCCGACUACCGUCGUUCGUCUAUUACGCAAUCACCAGCUCAGCAAUACACUGCUUCGAACCACCCAGUACAACCAUACCACCCUGUGGACCAGUACGGCCGAUCGCAGCAGAUGAGCCAGCCUCUGCAGCCCCUGCACUCAUCGCCUCAAUCGUACACGUCUUCGGCUCCUUCUCAUCAAUCCCUGCCCUCUUUGAGGCCUAUUGUUGCAGACAAGCUGGAGCCCGUCUCUCCUUCGUACCAAUCCCCACCUACCUCGAUGUCUGCCGCAAUGUCUGUCAACUCUGACGGCUCCAACCAACACUAUGCUCUCCCCAAGUUUAACCCUCAGACUCAGGGCCUUCCACCCAUGUCUGCCACAUCAAACAAACGCUCCUUCUCCAGCACAUUCGAUUCUCGUCACUUGAAUGAGCGCAUGGUAGCAGGCAGCAGGCCCCAGCCAUCCGGUGCGGGUUAUAGCUACGAUCCUGGCUCCCCUGACAUGGAAGAGCCCAUGGACCGUGCUGCUAUGAGCUACAGGCGUGCCGACGGAACACAACGACAACGCCAUGUACCUGAAGUCGGCGUCUAA
Molecule: messenger RNA, 1794 nt
Organism: Bipolaris oryzae ATCC 44560
Lineage: Eukaryota; Fungi; Ascomycota; Dothideomycetes; Pleosporales; Pleosporaceae
Exons: 1
Coding region: 1-1794 (597 amino acids)
Source: RefSeq, a predicted model, not a curated record